This is a messenger RNA of Polypterus senegalus (gray bichir), 1964 nucleotides long. It is a transcript of the gene asphd1, whose product is annotated as aspartate beta-hydroxylase domain containing 1. Lineage: Eukaryota; Metazoa; Chordata; Cladistia; Polypteriformes; Polypteridae. The transcript is spliced from 6 exons. The coding region runs from base 273 to 1520 and encodes 415 amino acids. The record is from RefSeq and is a predicted model, not a curated record.
UUAAAAGGGGCGAGGUCGGUGGAGCGAGCGGAUGAGGGGACCAGAGAGGCCUGACUGGCUAGCUGGCUGGCUGUCUCAUCGAUUUUUUUUUUAUCUGCCUGUGGUCAGUGGAAUGAGCGCCCAUUGGCAGAAGGGGUGCGAGCAGCCUGGUGUGAAACUGGCGAAAACGAGUGUGCAACAGAGCGCCGCGCGCCACCUGAGCGCACACAGGCGCGCACAGACACACGCGGGCUCGCGACGUGCAUACAUUCGCGCCGCCGGCCAUUAAGGCAAUGGACAGCCACAGGGGGGCGCUAUGCUCUCAGCUACGGUGGGCACCGCAGGCUUGGGGACAUCUGUGCUGUAAUGAAACGGACGUUACCUGCGCAGGAGUAAAUGGGCGGGCGUGUCGAGCCGGUGACAAACAGGUGGCCCCGUCCAGCAGAAAUGGGCUUGGCCUUCAGUUACUGUCAGCGAUGCAGUGGGAUUUGGAAGCCAUGAUUUCGCUCCUCCUGUCUCGUGCCCCAAAGCCGGAGCUGGGGUCUCGGCCGCUACUGGCCCUGCUGGCCGGCCUGUUCGUCCUCUUCUUGUGGUACUGCUAUCGGAUUGGGACGGAGGACCAGGAGCCAGACAGCUCCAGCAGCAGGCGAACCAGGGGUCGGAUAAAAGCGCUGGGAGUGUCCGGAGCCAUGGGUGGUGAGGUUGGACUGGGAAUUAUCGGCAUCACCCCAUCGGAGCACGGCUACUUCUCUCCGAUAAGUUCUGGCCAUCCAUUCCAAGACCUGGACCAGGUGUCGCCAGGCCGACGCAAGCUGUACAGGAGUCUGCAGGACUACGCCAAGCGCUACUCGUGGUCUGGCAUGGGACGAGUCCACAAGGGGGUGCGAGAGCAGGCUCGCUACCUCUCUGACCGCCUGUCCAUCCAGAAGCCCAAGCUCUUCUACCUGCCUGAUGUCCCAAGCAUGCCAUACUUCACACGGGAUGCCCAGCGGCAUGAUAUUGAGGUGCUGGAGGCCAGCUUCCCUGCCAUCUUGGCCGAGUUUGAGGUGGUCUACCAGCGUGGACUGGAGGGCAAACUAGGGUGGACCAGUGGAGGUACACAGGCUAAGGGCCACUUCUCUUUCUUCCUCUUCACAAAGGGGGUGUGGGUGCCCCAGAACUGCCGCAGCUGUCCCCGCACCUACCGCGUCCUCAGCUCCCUCCGCACCUUCAUCAACGGAAACAUCUUUGGCAAUGCUGGCUUCUCCCUUCUGCAGCCUGGCACCAGCCUGCCAGGGACCUACGGGCCCACCAACACUCGCCUGCGCUGUCAUCUGGGUCUGAAGGUGCCCACAGGGUGUGAGCUGGUGGUGGGCGGUGAGCCACAGUGCUGGUCGGAGGGCUACUGCCUCCUGGUGGACGACUCCUUUCUGCACACGACGGCUCAUAAUGGAAGCCCUGAGGACGGCCCCUGCGUGGUCUUCACCGUCGAUCUCUGGCACCCCAACGUGGCUGCUGCUGAGAGACAAGCCUUGGAUUACAUCUUUGCCCCUGGCCGCUGAAGCAGAUGUCCAUUUGAGACCACCGACCCACCAAACCCCCCACCCCUACCACCAUACCCUGUCCACUGCUGUGCUUCCAGAGCGUAGACCUCCGAGAGACUGGACCCCAACAGCUGGGGCAGGGGAUGUGGCCACCUCCCAAAGUUCCUGACUGGACACUGGCAUCCUGGGUGGGCCCAGGAGACGUCCGCCUCUUACACUCGAGUGCCCGUCGUCGUGUGCCCGCUUUGUGUCCGGUGUAACGGUGGCCUGGAGGACAUGUGACCAUAAUGACACACAUCAAUAAAGCUCGCUGAAAAACGGGGUGUCAAAUCAGACCGUCCCACUUGAGCGUCCAUCAGUCUGUCUCUGUGCCCCCCACUCACCUCUGUGUCUUCCAUCCAUCCUCUCUCUGUAUAAGAAUUGCAGUUUUUAUUGGAAAUUAAUAACGAAAAUCAGCAACAA